Dermacentor albipictus is the source of this 2865-nucleotide messenger RNA. RefSeq lists its product as uncharacterized. The record is from RefSeq and is a predicted model, not a curated record. NCBI's taxonomy places the organism in Eukaryota, Metazoa, Arthropoda, Arachnida, Ixodida, Ixodidae. Gene Ontology annotation, cellular component: membrane.
GCGACCACGUCAGAUCUGCGCGUGACAUCGUAAGCCGUUCAUCUCUUCGCGAUUAUCUCUUCUGACGGCUGUUAUCCGCGCUAAGAAUCCUCGUCCCUGCCGGCUACCGAGACGUAUUCCUCUUGCCCGCACGCAUACAGCUCUUUGGCCGAGCGGGAUGGACAAGACGAGCAGGCUCGUGUUGCCGGCGUGUGCGCUGUGCUGCCUGGUGUUCGCCGUGACGAGAUGCGGCGCUGAUCGCAUCGACUUCAAGCGCGAGGCUGCCGGCCGGCUUCAAUCCAUCACAAACCACACGGUGGAGCUGAUCGGGCCGUGGAUCUACAUCGCCCGCUACCUCAUCUACUUCAUGGCCAAGGAGCCCGUCAGACCGGAUUUCUUCUAUGAUUUCCUGGAACAAAGAACUCAGCCUACAUUUAAAAACCUGAUCAACCAGGUGCGUAUCCACCAGCCGUACAUCUACCAGUUGUUCCAGAUCAUCCUGGUGUUGACCAACAUUACGACAGUCGUGUCGAUCUCGAUAGUCGGGCUCCGCUCCGCCGGCACCUGCGGCGCGUCCACCAGCCAGGACGUGACCAUCAACUACCGCCUGCUCUUUCACACCUACACGGCGUCGGCCCUGAUCAUCUGCGGAUCGGUGAUUGUCGGUGGCGUCUUCGUCCUUACGUGUGACUACCGCAUCAACAGCGGCGUAGACCUUCUGGGCAUCUUUGUGCAUGGCUACAAAAACACCAUCAUGAACUUUCUCCUGACGGACGUUGUCAAUAAUUCUGAAGUGACGUUUGCGCGCAUGGUUCAUGGGCUGGAACAACACCACCUAUCGCUACGUUCCUCAGAGUCGGCCUCGGAACCACGUGGCUACGGCUUCCUGGCCAGCAAGCAAGUCAUGACGCGGAUACGGGAGUGGUACGGCGGCAGCACUACCCUCCUCAACUACACUGACUUCGUUGGCCUGCUCAGCGCGACCAUUCACAAACAAGCGUACGCUCAGGCAAUACAGCAACGCAUUCCUGGGAUCCGGACACUUGCACAGAAGCUGGACAACGGAUCCUUGCAGAUGAAGAUCGACGUCAUCCAAGCACUCGAAGACUCGACGCUGUUCCAACGUCGAGCGCUGAUACUGGAAAUCACUGAUCUCAUCAGCAAAGUCAGGGGGCAGCUUUACAUCUUUACGCACGAAGUUGAAAACAUCAAGGCUGGCGUGGAGAAUAUGACCAGUAUAUUGCUUAGCCAAGGAAACAACCUCCUGUACAUUCCGAACCUACAAAAGGUCGUCACCUGGUCCAUCAUGAGCUUCCUGGGGUUCCUGUGCCUAAGCAUGGGCGGCAUGAUGACGGGCUUCAUCCUGGGCUACGCCAACCACGAGGACCACGCCUCUCCGAUGGACCGCAACAGGCUUUCCAACAUCGGGGGAUAUUUUCUCGUGCUCACGAGCUACUGCAUGAUGCUUGGCGUCACGGGCAUGCUGUUCUUCUCGGGCAUGUUCAUGCUCCUGGGCAGCAUCGGAGACCUGUACCUGUGCCGGGCCACACGCGGGUACGCUCGCUCCAGCGAGGGCCAGCUCAAGGACCUGGCUGUCUCCCUUGUGAUGAACGCCACCGUCAACCGCUACCACGUCCUCAAGCUGCUAAGAUACAGCACAAUAGAGAAGCACUGUGUGGAGCACCAGGGCAUAGCCGGUCUGGCUGGCAUUCACCCAUCGGCUCUCCAGACUGCCUUCGACAACAUUGUUCUCACCCAGUACGACCUGGCGAACCACUUCUCGAUCAACAUAGAUAAGCUGAUGGACGGAAUGACGGUUCGGGUGAAAGAGCUCAAGGAUUUUGACUACGACACUACUACCUUGAAGUUGAUAGACAACGGGGCCCAGUAUGAUAGUUUGAAGAAAGAAAUCAAACAGGAAAUUGACUUUGCAAGCAAGGUUGCGAGCGAUACAGUAGGUUUCAAGAAAAUGGUUGAAAAGGCCUUUCAGGACUACUCUUUGGUAAAAUGCGACGAUAUCAAGAACGACUUACUCAGUUACAUAGACAUGUUUGACAACAUAGGAAAUUGCCGAAAGAUAUUGGGCGUAUUCGAAGAAUCGUUUCGGAUCCUUUGCAACGGAAUGUUGGACUAUGUCAACGGUUUCUGGCUGGCGAUGCUGAUUCUGGUGGGCGUGUUCGACUACGCCAUCUACAUCUCCCUGGUGGCCUCCAAGUACCUGUUCACCAUGACCACCUACACUUACGAAGGCGAGGCCGUGCCUCCAGGGACGAAUUUUGAGGAUCUCCAAACACAUCGUAGGCAGAAGCCAAGGAGAAGGAGACAAGCUGAGCAGUCAGCGGCUGUGACUUCCGACCAGAAGCUCAGGCUGGAAAUGGCCGAGAAAUACAGAGUAAUGCGUCUGAAAAGGAUGUCCAGAGAACCCGACGCUGUUUUGAAAGACAUCAGCCCCACUAUGCUGCAGUCUCCGCUGUCCAUGAGCGAGAUGCAGCCGACCAGCGUUCCCAGAGACAGGUCUUCCUCCGUGCUGCCCGGUUUGCAGCCGGGCCCGGUUCGUGCGGUAACACCGGGCCCGGCUCGUGCGGUAACACCGGGCCCGGCUCGUGCGGUAACACCGGGCCCGGCUCGUGUGGUAAUGCACUUGAGCCAAGCCAAGCCGACGGCCGCGAGACCGCUUGCGCUGCGAGCGCACAGCGACGAGCUGGCGCCCGAGUUCCGAUAGAAACCCGGCCACCGCCGAACAUAAACGCAGCGUCGUUUCUCGAUAACCGCCCCGCGUAGGCUUCUCUCUGUUUAUUUGCUUACCGUGCGACUCUACUGUUUGUUCUCGAUAUUUCACGUUCGAUUUCGGUUAGUAUUAAUUGCGCGGUUGUCUUUUUUUCGGAA